GCGGCUCUCAGGCUGGCGCGCUCCGUGCUGCUGGGGCUUUGAGGUGGUCGCCAGGGGUCGGGGGAUGAUAUCCCCGCCACGGGGGUCCCAGAGGAUGAAUCAGGGGCUCUGUUAAGGGUAGGCGGUGGGGUGGAGAGAAGUGGCAGCGAGGGCUGCGGUGGACUCCACGAGCGGGAUGUGCGAGAGUUACUCCAGGUCGUUGUUGAUGGUCUCGGUGGCGCAGAUCUGCCAGGCGCUGGGCUGGGACUCGGUGCAACUCAGCGCCUGCCACCUUCUCACAGACGUGCUGCAGCGCUAUCUGCAGCAGUUGGGACGGGGCUGCCAUCGGUACUCCGAGCUCUAUGGGCGAACAGAUCCGAUUUUGGAUGAUGUUGGUGAAGCUUUCCAACUUAUGGGGGUUAAUCUUCAUGAGCUAGAAGACUAUAUUCACAAUAUUGAACUUGUCACUUUCCCACAUCAAAUUCCUUUAUUUCCUGUUAGCAAGAACAAUGUACUUCAAUUUCCUCAACAUGGAAGUAAAGAUGCAGAAGAAAGAAAAGAAUACAUUCCUGAUUACAUGCCACCCAUUGUGUCUUCUCAAGAAGAAGAGGAAGAAGAGCAGGUGCCCACUGAUGGGGGAACUUCAGCAGAAGCCAUGCAGGUUCCCUUGGAAGAAGAUGAUGAACUGGAGGAGGAGGAAAUCAUUAAUGAUGAAAAUUUCUUGGGUAAGAGACCACUGGAUAGUCCUGAAGCUGAAGAAAUGCCUGCCAUGAAGCGGCCACGACUGUUGAGCACUAAAGGGGAUACCCUGGAUGUGGUCCUAGAAGCUCGAGAGCCACUCAGUUCAAUCAAUACCCAAAAGAUCCCUCCGAUGCUGUCUCCAGUCCACGUGCAGGACAGUGCGGACCUAGCGCCUCUGUCACCAGAGCCACCAAUGUUAGCACCUGUUGCAAAAUCACAAAUGCCAACCGCAAAACCAUUAGAAACAAAGUCAUUUACACCUAAAACAAAGACUAAAACUAGUUCUCCAGGGCAGAAGACUAAAUCACCUAAAACCACUCAGCCAACAGCCAUGGUCGGAAGUCCUAUUCGGUCACCAAAAGCUAUCUCCAAAGAAAAGAAAUCUCCAGGGCGUUCUAAGAGCCCCAAGAGCCCCAAGAGCCCCAAGGCCCUGGCUCACAUUCCCCCAGCCCCGGUCAGGCCGGAGACACCCAGCAGGCCCCCUUCCUCCACAGCAAGUGAAAAAAUUAGUAAAGAGACCAUUCAGGCAAAACAAAUACAAACCCCCCCUGAUGUAGGGAAACUGAACCAUGAGAAUCAGCAGAAAAAGGCUGUUGUGACUGAUAAAACAAUUGAUGACUCUAUUGAUGCUGUGAUUGCUCGAGCUUGUGCCGAACGUGAGCCAGAUCCUUUUGAAUUUUCUUCUGGAUCAGAAACUGAAGGAGACAUUUUCACCAGCCCCAAGAGGAUUUCCGUCUCAGAAUGUCCUGUUCCAAAAGCAUCUACUUCCUCAAAUAACUUCACUAAGUCAGGAUCCACUCCUUUGCCUCUUUCAGGUGGCACGUCAAGUUCUGAUAACUCAUGGACCAUGGACGCCUCCAUUGAUGAGGUCGUCCGCAAGGCCAAAAUGGGGACCCCUCCAGGGGUGCCUCCCGGCUUCCCUUACGUCUCUUCUCCCUCAGUUUCCCCUCCCACGCCCGAGCCUCUGCACAAGGUGUACGAGGAGAAGACCAGACUGCCUCUCUCCACCGACAUCAAGAAAAAGUUGAAAAAGGAACUCAAGACCAAAAUGAAAAAGAAAGAGAAGCAGAGAGACAAAGAGAGGGAAAGAGACAAGAGCAAGGAGAAAAGCAGGGAGAAGGAUAAAGGGAAAGAGAGAGACAAGGACAAGGAAACCGGCAGGGAGACCAGACACCCGUGGAAGGAGUUUCUUAAAGAUGAAGAGUCAGAUCCUUAUAGGUUUAAAAUAAAAGAAUUUGAAGAGGUUGAUCCAAGAGUGAGACUGAAAGAUGGACUUGUGAGAAGGGAAAAAGAGAAGCAUAAAGAUAAGAAGAAGGAUCGAGAAAAAGGCAAAAAGGACAAGGACAAAAGGGACAAGGGCAAAGACAGAGGCCGGGAAGAGAAGCUGAAAAACGUCCCAGGGGCCCUGGGGCCGCCGCCCAAGGACACCGUGCCGCCCCUGUUCAGCCCCGCGGCGGCUGCCAGGGUCCCUGCCCUGCUGCCCGCUCCGUCCCCAGUGCUUCCUGAGAAGCUGUUUGAGGAGAAGGAGAAGCCUAAGGAGAAGGACAGGAAGAAGGACAAAAAGGAGAAGAAGAAAAAGAAAGAGAAAGAAAAGGAAAAGGAGAAGAAAGAGAAGGAAAGGGAGAAAGAAAAAAGAGAGCGGGAGAAGAGAGAAAAGGAAAAGGAGAAACACAGGCACGAAAAAAUAAAAGUGGAGCCAGUUGUUCCCGCCCCCAGCCCAGUUAUCCCCAGGUUGACUCUCAGAGUUGGAGCUGGCCAAGACAAGAUUGUCAUCAGCAAAGUGGUCCCAGCCCCCGAGGCUAAGCCAGCUCCUUCUCUGAAUAGACCCAGGACCCCUCCGCCUGCACCAGUUCCAGCCCCUGUACCUGUGCAUGUCACGCCUGCCCCAGUGCCUUUGCCACUUCUCACACAGUCCGCUGCAUCCCCUGCUUUGAUGCCAUCCCCAUCCCCCGCCAUCUCUGGAGCUGGAAGUUCUAAAGCCCCUGUCCGGAGUGUAGUUACGGAGACUGUCAGCACUUAUGUGAUCCGAGAUGAGUGGGGGAAUCAGAUCUGGAUCUGUCCUGGAUGCAACAAGCCAGAUGAUGGGAGUCCCAUGAUCGGCUGCGAUGACUGUGAUGACUGGUACCACUGGCCCUGUGUUGGAAUAAUGGCAGCACCGCCAGAGGAAAUGCAGUGGUUCUGCCCCAAGUGCGCCAACAAGAAAAAGGAUAAGAAGCACAAGAAGCGAAAGCACCGGGCGCACUGACGCCCCCCCACUGGGAGACAGCGCAGGGACAUCGCACACUACCGGCUCCUCUCCAGAUGCCCUGGGUGGAGGUCGCGCAGUUCUGCCAUCAGAGCCCUGUGGGUAAUGAACCUCGGCAGGUGGAGGGCAAGAGCACGCCAUUCGCCUGGGCUCCUGAGGCCGUCCGUCCGGUGGCCACGUGACCAUGGACAGACGAGAAGCUCAAGUCGAGGGGCGCAGGGACUGCUUGCCUCCAGUGUUCUAUAACCAGUGACAAGUAUUACUAAUAAAAGGCCGAGUCGUCCCUUCUGAUUUUCUCUAUUCACUCCAGGGCCUUUCCAUUAAGGUAUUAUAUGAGAAGAAGAUGUGUGAACUGCCUUGACUGUAAUUUAAGGGUGAUAUAAAUCUGUAAACACUUUUCAACCCCUUUCCCUCCUUAGUAAGAUAAUCAUAAAAACAACAGAAAACUCCAGUGGGAGUAUUGGUAAAUAUUUUUGUGAUGAGAAUAUAUGAAGCUUUCCCACACCCCGUUUUUAGUACUAACAUGUAAAAUGUUCAGGCUUUUGUGAAAUACCUUAUAUUUUUUAAGAAAAAGGUUUCUAUCAUAUCCUUUUUCCUUCUGUGCAGAUUAUUUUUGUUGACUCUCCCAUGUUUUCUGUCUCUCUUGCAUUCUCGCUUUGCCCUACUUUAAAUUGCUGGCCUUCUUGUCACUGCUUGUACAUUUCCUCAACUUGUAUAAAAACUCUUCAGACUAGAAGAUCUCCCUUAAUGUAAAUAAUAAAUAUUUAUGAGUAGUUAUUUUUUAAAUUUUAUGUCUUUAAUUCUGCCUUUCUCUGAAAUCCCCUGUGAUUUCAGCCAUGUCUGUAAUUUCUGCUGUACAUAAGCAAAGAAGGCUAGAAAAAGAGCCAUAGUUCAAAGUGAUCUACCUUGAGCUGAACCUGUACAGUGUCCAAAACAUUGUGGGGAAGAACCCUGGCAGUUGAGAAGAGAACAAGGCAAUUUAAAUCUAUAGUUUAUGAUUUGAAAUUGUUUUGUUACCUAUUUUAUGUCUGUAAAUUUCUUUGGCUUACUUUUAUUAAGAGGAUGUGUAGAUUCCCUGAAAGUAAAAAAAACAAAAACAAAAAACAUACUGUAGCAUUUUGUGUUUAUAUUGCUUUAUUCCUGCAAAUCUGUUCAUUGAUAUUGUGGUUUGAGGCUGAAAUGAAGUAUAUAAUGAAUUUUUUAAAACUCCUCAAAUUUCAGGGUAUCACAAAACUUUUAUUAUAUUACUGUACUGCCCACUAUUUAUUAUAUGUUAUAGAUGUCUGAGAGAUGAACCAAAUAUUUUAUUUUUAAUGUAAAACAUCAAAUUUAACUUUAUUAGCAUAUUUUAGCAACUUUGGAAUAAAUAUGGACUUUUACUUAAUUUUGAAAAUAUUCCCAAUUUGGGCCAGUGUAAUGGAUAUCUUGAAUGCUAGAAUACGGACUUUGAACCUAAUACAAAUAUAUUAAUAGAAAUUGUAAUUUUAAUGCCGAGUAAAUUGAUAUUAGUAUAUGAAUUAGUCAUAUUUUAAACAUAUUAUGUGGUUAGAGAAAUGAGGUUUUCUGCCAAGAAUGUUAAAUUGCAAAUCAGUGGAAAUGGAGUCGACCCUUUAAGAGUGCAGUAUUUCAUUGCCCUCCUUGUUCCAGAAGCCAAAAUUUUUCUAACCCUACAAAGAGACAAAAGCAUCUAUGUUGAGAUACAUGUUUUUUGUUUUCUUAAUUUCAAGUCAUCCUAAAUACUUUAUACAAUAUUUUCACAUGCAAAAAUAUACCCAUUAGUGCUUUUUGGAGAGGGAUGGGGGUGGGGAAGUGCAAAAUAAAGAUUAUUGGCUGUUUCA
Molecule: messenger RNA, 4803 nt
Organism: Manis pentadactyla (Chinese pangolin)
Lineage: Eukaryota; Metazoa; Chordata; Mammalia; Pholidota; Manidae
Gene: TAF3
Product: TATA-box binding protein associated factor 3
Exons: 7
Coding region: 176-2965 (929 amino acids)
Cellular component (GO): transcription factor TFIID complex
Molecular function (GO): protein heterodimerization activity
Source: RefSeq, a predicted model, not a curated record